Molecule: messenger RNA, 4345 nt
Organism: Solea senegalensis (Senegalese sole)
Lineage: Eukaryota; Metazoa; Chordata; Actinopteri; Pleuronectiformes; Soleidae
Product: thyroid hormone receptor alpha
Exons: 11
Coding region: 1666-2907 (413 amino acids)
Biological process (GO): positive regulation of transcription by RNA polymerase II; thyroid hormone receptor signaling pathway; negative regulation of transcription by RNA polymerase II
Molecular function (GO): nuclear receptor activity; zinc ion binding; RNA polymerase II cis-regulatory region sequence-specific DNA binding
Source: RefSeq, a predicted model, not a curated record
GUCGGCGGCGGUAUCUCCUCUCAUGCUGACCCGCAUUCACCCAUACUGUACAGGCAGAGAGGGAAGGGGGAGGACCGAGCGCGGAGAGCUAACAACCGCUGCACACUUCCCCCGCAGACAGACCGUGCGUGGCCGUGGCUUUGGCAGUCCCGGGGCAGACAUGACUCUCCCGUCUCCACUCCACCUGAAAGCGGACUGAGAGAGGGGCUACCACCGGGGAAGAAGGCACCGGCAGCGACGCCGUUUGACACGAGUUAUUGCAUAGAGUACGACGCUCUGCCAUCAGAUGAUUGUGUCAGUGAAGACGACGUAAGAAGACCGGCCUCUGUCUUCAAAGCACCAGGUGGAGAGCCCUGAAGAAACCUACCUGUGUAAGUGAAGGGGGCGGAGCCAAGCAGCAACUGUUUUUUUUUGUCCUGAUGGACACUGGACAACCACCAGCAUUUUUCUUUUUCAAAAGACAUAAGAUAGGAAUCAAGUCUACUCAGGACUGAUUCUGCACAGUUUUACCUCUUGCCGUCCUCUCCUCUCACUCUGAGCCGAUCAGAGGAAAACCUCUUCAGACCAUCUACCUCCCAGAGAAUCAGGAACACAAAACUGUUUGCUCUCAGUUCCUCAGUUCCCGUCUUCUCUUCAUGCAACAUUUCUUCAUUUACCUCAGGGAUCUUCUCCCACUGUCUACCUCCUCCACCAAAACAGCCAACCCACUGACUUUGGAACACGGCACGGAAACACACCUGUUUGUGACCUUUCGCUGCUGUUACCGUGACGACCUGUAUUGCCUCUCAAGCGCUAACCCGCUGCAGCUGUGACAACCAGCGAUGACCUUGGACCUCUUACCGCCUGCCAGCUUGGAUCCGCUCGCUGCAUGAAUUGUGCCGAUGCUACAAUUGUAGCCUGGACCUCGGGCAAGUUAUCACUGGAAGGACACACUCAUACCCUCAUACCCCGUCUUUUACAGUCUACCUGGCAACUAAAUACCUCAGCAGAUACAGUGUAGAAACUUUUUUUAGUCAAAGGGAGCAGGAAGGGAACUUUUCCGUGUCAAAAAUCCAACUCACUCCAGGAUCUUCCACUUGCCUUGGAGGCAGGAGUAUAGCAACAGUAGCCAGGAAGGCCUCCCAGAGAAGUGAGAGCGAGAGGGUUCGUGAGCGUCACCUGGAUUCUCUUUCCAACAAAGUCACAUCACACAUGCGCCUCGUCGUGUAAGCGGCAGCGUCGUUGGGAGAGGAGAUCACAGAAGAGACUCAGAAGUUCCCCCUGCCUCGAGCUUCCUCUUCACCAUGUGAAGCCUCCAGAGAAAUAAAGCUACCCACAGUGCAGGAGAAGUUCUCAUUAGCUUUCCUCGCUCAGGAGACGCAACUACAGAGACUGAAGCACUUGCUCGCAGAUUUAACCGUUUAACCUCGGAGAAGUGAAACAACAAAAAAAGUGAACAGAGCAAGUCCAUAUUGUGCGACGGCGGAGAGCAAGAGAAGGAGGGAGUGAGGAGGAAAAUGCAACGCUGUCUCUGGCCUCCACCGACGUCCCGCCCACUAUGCUCCACCUAGAUUCCCCUCUCUAUUGAAGGCGCCGGCGGCGAAUGCUGAGCAGGCUGGCGAGAUUAUGGUCCGCCUCAUUGUCCUGUGAUUGGCCGCUGGACCACGCCGAGGUUAAACCGAGCCAAUGUCCAACAAGCAGGAUAGCAACUCGUCUGAGGGGGACGAUAAAGGGUGGCCAGAUGUGCCAAAGAGAAAGAGGAAGAACAGCCAGUGUUCGGUGAAGAGUAUGUCUGCUCUUAGCGUCUCUGUUCCAGGGUACAUCCCCAGCUACCUGGAGAAGGACGAGCCGUGUGUGGUGUGCGGGGACAAGGCCACUGGCUACCACUACCGCUGCAUCACCUGCGAGGGAUGCAAGGGUUUCUUCCGAAGAACCAUCCAGAAAAACCUCCACCCAUCAUACUCCUGUAAAUAUGAAGGCUGCUGCAUUAUUGACAAGAUCACCCGCAACCAGUGUCAGCUGUGCCGCUUUAAGAAGUGCAUCUCUGUGGGCAUGGCCAUGGACUUGGUGCUGGAUGAGGCCAAGCGAGUGGCCAAGCGGCGUCUGAUCGAGGAAAACCGAGAGAAAAGGAAGAAGGAGGAGAUGGUUCGGACGCUGCAGGUGAGGCCAGAGCCGGACACAGCGGAGUGGGAGUUGAUCAGGAUGGCGACCGAGGCCCACCGGCACACCAACGCCCAGGGAUCCAGCUGGAAACAGAAGCGCAAGUUCAUGCCGGAUGAUAUCGGCCAAGGUCCGAUGGUUCCCACCUCCGAUGGUGAUAAAGUGGACCUGGAAGCUUUCAGUGAGUUCACCAAGAUAAUGACACCCGCCAUCACACGUGUCGUUGACUUUGCCAAGAAAUUGCCCAUGUUCUCAGAGCUGCCUUGUGAAGACCAGAUCAUCUUGCUGAAAGGCUGCUGCAUGGAGAUCAUGUCACUGCGCGCCGCCGUGCGCUACGACCCAGAGAGCGAGACGCUGACGCUGAACGGUGAGAUGGCGGUGAAGCGCGAGCAGCUGAAGAACGGCGGGUUGGGAGUGGUCUCGGACGCCAUCUUUGAUUUGGGCAAGAGUCUGGCUCAGUUUAACCUGGAUGACACGGAGGUGGCGCUGAUGCAGGCUGUGCUACUCAUGAGCUCAGAUCGCUCGGGGCUGACCAGCAUAGAAAAGAUUGAGCAGUGCCAAGAGGCGUACCUGCUGGCGUUCGAACACUACAUCAACCAUCGCAAGCACAACAUCCGCCACUUCUGGCCCAAGCUGCUGAUGAAGGUAACAGACCUGCGAAUGAUCGGAGCGUGCCAUGCCAGUCGCUUCCUCCACAUGAAGGUGGAGUGUCCCAGCGAACUCUUUCCCCCGCUCUUCCUUGAGGUGUUUGAGGACCAGGAAGUGUAACACAGACACAGAAGUAAAGAAAAGACAGAGAAGUAAAAGAAAAAAGGGGUGGCUGUGGUGUCGGAGGAAAUGUUUUGGCAAUGUUCAAAGGAGAAAACAAACCAGAUUUUGUUUUUUUAUUCGUCUUCAGUGAGAACUGAAAACUUUUGUCCCCUUUUUUUUUUUUUAUCAAAACCUACAAGACCCACCACCUACCACCAGCAAACACAUUAACAUAACCAGAGAGAAACACACUGCUACUCUUUGUCAUUUUGAGAGGUCUAUGAUACACACACGGGGGGCAUAAUAGUCAGCCUUUUCACAGGGUUCAAUUCCAAACACAGUGCCAUGAAACUGCAGAAUAUCUAUAUGCAAACACAAAGUAUCAUCAACAUUUAACUCCUUUUUACAUCCGUGUGGAAACAAAUAACAGCUGCACUCUGUUCCUGCAACUCAUGCAAACUAAGGUUAUGGUUCUACUCCUUCCUCACACCCUUCAGUAUAGAACAGUGUAGUCCUUCUAAUCUCUGGGACCUGACCACUAGCUGCUCCUCAGAGAGCUCCACCCUGUCCACACAGCCAGCUCUCCUUCUCUGCGUCUCUUUCGCUGCGACGGUGACCGGCCAUCAUCUGCACGCGCAGUCCCGCCCCUUCAGUCCGCCGAGGUCACUGUGAGUGUUUGUCAACCUACCUCCCCUCACACGCCGGACCUCUCUAUCUCCGUCUGAACAUGCACAGAACACACUCGCACACGUUUACCUCAUACCUUGUAUAACGUAUGUCCUUUUUUUUUUAUUCUUAUUAUAAUUAUUAUCAUAUUGUAGUCUAUUUAGAAACCAUUCUCAUUUGUCCAUUUACGUCUCAGCUCGUGAUAGAAGCUACAGUGGGAUUUAUUUUACUGAAAAUAUUGUUGACAAACACACACCUGCGUGUGUGUUUCAUAUUAAUAGUAAUAUAGUUAUAAGAUAGUAUGAUUGUAUUCCUUUCUGUAAACAUACUGUAAAGCGUAUCCUGCAGCCAAUUAGAUUAGCUUAGCACAAAGACUAGAAUUAGAGAAGGUAAUUUUAGCCUGGCUAAUUUAGCUUAUCUUAGUUUAUUUGUAUUACCAUCAACCUCACUUGUGAUGAGUGUUUGAAACUUAUUAAUAUAUUAGUAUAUAUAAGCCUGUGUCAGUAUAACCAAUAAUCACUGUGUUUAUUUACAUGUAUACUGUGUAUAAACAUUGAUUACACAGUGUAAGUUCAUAUGUUUACAGAAAGGAGUCUUAUAUUAACAUCUUAUAUGUUCGCCCCACUGUGCUUGGAGAUUAAAUUUAUGGAAUCCACAAAACUAAAUGUCAAUAAUAGCAUAUAAUAUAAAUAAUUUAUAUAUUAUCUAGAUUAUUUAUAUCUAGAAUACCUCUUCAACACGUACCUCUUGUUUUUAUUACCUCACACAUACAUAUUUCACGCAUCUUUUA